AUGUCAAAUACGGGCUCAUCAACGAAGAAGAAAGAAGAAGUAAGCAGAUUAGUCGAAACUUCUUAUCUGACACCUUAUCAAAAAGGCAAAGAUGCUUAUGCAGAAAAAAGACAAAAAUUAAUCAAAUUGAUGGAAAGUAGAGGAUGCAUUCCAGAAAGUAUGACGGAAGAAAAUAUUGGAUUUUAUCACCUAGACGUUUUUGGUCAUGUUAGCGGUCCAAGCUUGUCCACUCUCAUUCAUGGAGCUUUGGAUAGGCAAGGUUCUUGGGGCUACGAAAGAGUUCUUGGUAUUCGUGAUGCCCAAGGUUUAUGUACAGGUCGUGGACCAAUAACCGUUUUGCCUCGUAAAGUGACUCAAACAUAUCGUAUUCCUGUCACUUGGCCUGAUGCUGUCUUGAUUGGAGUUCGACCUAUCGCCUUUGAUGAGAAGACGGGACAAUUUGGAAACGAUUUCGAACUAUUCAGUCUAAAAACGGGUCAAUUAUGCUACAGACAUACCAUAAUUCAAUCUUUGAUCGAUGUAACAAAAGGAGGUAGAGCGGUGCAUAUAAACAAACUUGCGGAAGGGGACGAAAAAUGGAAACAUUGGAGAGAAUGGUGGAAUGGCCAUGCGACAAAUUCACAAAAAUUACUUGCAGAAGCAGAGGCUCAAAAGAGCAACAGCAAGCGAUCAGCAGAAAUCGAAAAGCAGAAGGACCUAUCUAAAACAAGACACGCCAAGCUCUAA
Molecule: messenger RNA, 726 nt
Organism: Meira miltonrushii
Lineage: Eukaryota; Fungi; Basidiomycota; Exobasidiomycetes; Exobasidiales; Brachybasidiaceae
Exons: 3
Coding region: 1-726 (241 amino acids)
Source: RefSeq, a predicted model, not a curated record